Molecule: messenger RNA, 3666 nt
Organism: Stylonychia lemnae
Lineage: Eukaryota; Ciliophora; Spirotrichea; Sporadotrichida; Oxytrichidae
Source: the annotation of a GenBank genome assembly
AUGGAGAAGCUUGAGGAAUGCAAGCACUACGACAAAGAUAACAGAUAUAUGGCAGCAACUGAUUUAUGCGCAGAAAUCAUGAAGACUAAUGUGCAGUUGGAAGAAGGAAUGGAGAAGCGUAUUUGUUCAGCCUUCAUUUCCCAUUUGGACGACAAAUCUUUAGACGUUCAGGGUAACGCAGUCAAGUGCAUUCAAAAAAUUGCCCAGAGAAUUAGAGAGAAGAACUUGGUAAUGAUUGUUGAGAAGAUGGCUGAGAGAGUAGUUGAAGGUGAAAAAGAGACUAGAGAUAUAUAUUCAUUAGCUAUCAGAAGCAUUAUUAGUGAAAUUAAUGAAGACUAUGCCAAACCUAUGAUUAACGCAGUUCACCCCAGAUUGAUGAAAGGUCUAGGUUCUACAGAUGAAGUAAGAGAGGAGUGUUUAGAUAUACUGGCAGAGAUCUUUAAGAGAUUCGGCUCUCUGAUUCUUAAAAAUCAAACAAGUGUUAACAAAGAUGAACUUAUGAGAGUUAUUCCAGAAUAACUAUAAAGAGAAAAGCUUUCCCUUAGAAAGAAAGCAACUAAUUGUCUUGGCUCUUUCUCAAUUGUUUUAACACAAAAGCAGCUAUAACUAUUAUGUUAGUUAUUGAUAGAUAGAAUAAAGAAGUCUAAGACUAAGGCAGACUCUUUUACACUUCUUUAAUGUUUUGGUCAGAUGGCUAGAACAGUUGGCAGCAAAGUAGCCUAAUAUCUUAGUGAUAUUUUCCCACUUCUUUGUCAUUCUGCUCAAACUUUAAGCAAGGAUCAAUCAAUCGACAUAGAUAAUGAAAUAGCUGAAGCUUGCUUAAGUACUUUUGAGAGUUUAGUUAGAAAGUGCCCAAGAGAUAUUGUUCCAUAUAUUGAUAAAAUCUUGGAACUAACCAUCAGCCUAAUGGCAUAUGAUCCUAAUUACACUUAUGAUGAAAAUGACGAUGCAAAUAUGAAUGAUGAUGAAGAUGAUGGAGCUGGAUGGGGUUCAGAUUUUGAAGAUGAUAAUGCUGGCAAUGAAGAUGAUGAUGACACCUCUUGGAAAGUAAGAAGAUCAGCAAUUAAGACUAUUGAAGCCAUUAUUGCUUCUAGGCCAGAACUUCUGAGAUUGUUUUACGAUAGAUAUGCUAAAGCCAUUGUUCAAAGAUUCAAGGAAAGAGAUGAUAAUGUCAAGUGCAAUGUCCUUGAAGCAUUCUAAUAAUUAUUGAAGUCGACAUCUGCAGCAUCAGGCGCUUAACUCUCCAGUUCAGUUGAGUUGGAAUUAAGACAUCAACCAUCACUUGAGAGAACCAAGUCAAGCACUGACGCUCUUGGCAACUUAGUCCCAUUGAUUAUUGAUGGACUAAUCAAACAAUUGAAAUCAAAGAACUUGAAAGUUAGAAUCUCUGUUAUGCACACUUUAGCUCAAUUAGCUUAAGCUCUGAACAGUAAUCUUGAACCAUAUUUCGAUAGAAUGCUUCCAGAAUUCGAAAAAUCUAUGAAUGAAAGCUAAGGUUAUGAUCUUAUUCUCGAUACUCUAAAUAUUCUCAGAAGACUUUUUAGAGGUAGCGGGAGCUAUCAUAGCUACCAAACUAACUUUAGGAGAAUUGAGGUGAUCAUUCAAUAAGCUCUUAACCAUGAAUAUUCAAAGGUCGUAUCAGAAGGUCUUAGAGUUGCAGGCCAAUUCGUUUAUGUAUUAAAGAGUGCUCAAGGUACAAUCGACCCAUCAUAUCAAUCAGUUGUUCCAACUUUGUAUAAUGGAAUAAGGGAAAAGUUGGUUAAGACUGAUAUUGAUUAAGAAGUGAAGUAAUGCUCAAUCAUCGCAAUUGCUAAUUUCUUGACAAUCUGCCACAAUUAAUUAAAUGCCUCAUAAAUCCAGGAGAUCAUCUCAGUCUAUAAUGAUCGUUUACAAAAUGACUUGACUAGAGAUGCCACCCUCAAAGCAAUCACCAAAAUCGCUUAAAAUCAAGGUGGAUAAUUAAUUAAUCUUUCCAAUCUUGGUGGUUUAAUGCCAAGAUUAUUCGAUCUAUUGCACAAAGCCUAAAGAACAAUUCAUUUGAAUACUCUAGAAGCUUUGAUUGCUAUUGUGAGCAGAUAUGGAAAUCAGUUUUCUGCUUAAGCUGGAAACAUUAUGAAAGAAAUAGCUCCAUUUAUCAAUGACGAAGAUCUAUAAGCUGCUUCUUUAGCACUUAAAUUAGCAAGCAUUACCCUUUAAAUAGAUAGCAACUCUAACGAAGUUCAAACAUUAGUUGGAAGAGCAUGCAAUCUUGCAAAGUCCCCUCUUAUUUCUGGUUCAUCCUUGAAUGAUCUUUUGGCUUUCUUCGGAUCUGCUGGUCAAAAAUCAGCUGUUAAAGAUGCGACAAUCGGCCAGCUAUUAGAAUAUGUUACAAUUAAGACUCAAUCAGCAGCAAGCGUUGUAGCUCAAAUAGCAGUAAAUGGAGCAAACAAAAACUCUUUCUAAUAAGAAUUCCUUGCUAAAAUUCAAGGCCAAGGAAAUGAUAACCUUAUUAGGGGAGCUCUCUGCCUUGGAGAGUUUGGAAAACUCGUUGAUUUAUCAGGAGUGCCUUAAUUGAUAGAUAAAGUUUCAGCUUUGUUCAAGAAUUCAAAUGAGGAUGUUAAAACUGCAGCUUCAAUAUGCCUUGGUAAUAUCUCAAUCGGAAACCCAGAUUUCUUCUUACAAAGAGUAUUUAAUCUUGUAGAUUAAUCUAAUGCUCAAGAAAAGUACUUGUUUUUGAACACUAUCAGAGAAAUUAUCAUUCACAACAGCAAAUGUCUGCAACUCUAUCUUUAGAAACUCAUGCCAUUACUAAUUGAGCACAGCAAGAGUGAAGAUGAGCAAAUUAGAAACGUAGUUGCUGAGUCAAUUGGAAGACUGUUCAUUAUCUACUCAAGAUAUAUUGGAAACGACCUUGAGCAAUCUUUCAAGUCUUCCAAUCCAUAUGAAAAGGCAACCAUUGUGAAAUCCUUUAAGUAUGCUGCUUCUAAGGAAACAGAUUCCAUUGAUUUGGAGAAUUCUAUUGAAUAUCUUUUGAAAGCAAUUUAAGACUUCGACAUCAACGUGAGAAGAAAUGCACUUGAAUCCUUGAAUGCUAUUGUUCACAAUCAACCUCAAGUUGUCAGAAGUGACAUUGAGAAGCUUCAUAAAAUGGUUGUAGUUGAGACUUAGAUCAGACCAGAACUCAUCACUGAAGUCGAUCUUGGUCCAUUCAAGCACAAAGUCGAUGAAGGUAUUCCAAUCAGAAAAGCUGCUUAUAGUUUGUUCGAUACCAUGGUCGAGAAGAUUCCAGAUAGAUCUGAUUGUAAUCAUAUAACUGAAAUCGCCAUCAAGGGUCUCGAUGACACUGCCGAGGAAUGCAUGAUAAUCUGUCUCCACCUUUUGGGUAGACUUAUCAGUUGGGCUCCUGCUAUAGUAGCAAGCAACAUGGAUCUUUUAGUAGAGUCUUUUGAGAAGCAAUUCUAAAAGAAUGCCAAACUAAGUGGGCAGGCCUAGGGAUCAGACAAAGCCCAAAACAUCAUGAGAGCUUUGAUGAGAGUAGUUGAGCAAUUGCAAAGAACUAGUGAGGUAGAAGGAGUAAGCAAAUUCAACGAUUUCUUCAAGGCCUAUGUCCUAGAAAACGCAGCCAAUAAGGCCUUAUUCGAAAAGAUAGCAGCGACCGCCUCCCAAGCUAUAUUCGAACACUUCUGA